AUGCGUCGUGACAACAUUUUCAGAGAAGUUAGUGACGGUGGUUUGGGUUUAAUACAUUUGUAUCUAUGGCAAACAGUUUCACGCUUCUUCUUUUUCCGUGACAAUUCCCAUCCCAUCAUUCGUUCGUUCUUGCAAGUUAACUUUGUUAAUUGUUUCCCUGACUUGGUUGUUUCCUCAAACUUCUCCGCACGUCCAUGCCUGUGGGGAUUUAUGGAGGAAGUUUACUCUGCUGUUCGAUUCCUUAAAGCCCGAUUUUCAACAGAAUAUUUGUAUACUGUAUCACGCAAAACACUAUAUAAGGACUUAAUAUCUAUGCUCUUCCCACCUCCGCUGUACCGAUCAUCAUAUUUUGAUCUUCCAGGCCAUGAUGUGUUGAAACGAGUGCAAAAAAUGUAUAUAUCUCCCAAUUCAAAAACAUUCUUCUAUAAACUCCAUUCUGAAACACUCCCCGUAAAAACAUGGUUACAAACAAAAGGCAUUUUUGUAUCGUCGGUCAACUGCCGUCUCUGUGAUGUACCUGAAACAAUAGAGCAUUGCUUCGUGACCUGCAAAGAUGCGAUUCUUUUCUGGGAUGUCCUUCAGCGAACUCUGCAGAAAGAAUUUGAAAUUAAUUCGUACACUAUUCGUUAUUUGAUGCCAACACCUCUUGAUGAAGUGCCGUACGAUAUGUUCCUUGUUAUUGGUAUGCACAGUUUGUGGAAGACGCGAAUGCAGGACCGCAACGCAGAGCCGAUCACCUCGUCACGUAUA
This is a messenger RNA of Rhipicephalus sanguineus (brown dog tick), 750 nucleotides long. RefSeq lists its product as uncharacterized. The record is from RefSeq and is a predicted model, not a curated record. The annotation marks the transcript as partial. Lineage: Eukaryota; Metazoa; Arthropoda; Arachnida; Ixodida; Ixodidae. The transcript has a single exon.